Spinacia oleracea (spinach) is the source of this 918-nucleotide messenger RNA. RefSeq lists its product as uncharacterized. NCBI's taxonomy places the organism in Eukaryota, Viridiplantae, Streptophyta, Magnoliopsida, Caryophyllales, Amaranthaceae. The record is from RefSeq and is a predicted model, not a curated record. The coding region runs from base 1 to 918 and encodes 305 amino acids. The transcript has a single exon.
AUGGAUUCAUCUCAAUCUCAACCUCAACAACAAAGUACUAAUAUUGGUAGUAGCACGGGUAGUGGGUCAAUUGGUGCGGAAUCAUUGUCUAGUGAGGGUUCUCCUCCAUUGUGGAGGUUUGUAACAAGAAUUGAAAAACAAGGGGCGGUUGGUGGAACAUGGAAAUAUCGAUGUAAUUUUUGUAAUGAAAACCGAACAUCUAGUUAUUCAAGAGUUAGGGCCCAUUUGCUUCAAAUUAAGGGUCAAGGCAUUGCAUGUUGUAAGAAAGUGUCUCGUGCUGAUAAACUUGAAAUGCAAAAACUUGAUGAUGAAUUUGAGAAUAAGAAACUUGAUUCGGGCCCUAGAGAAGUUCCUUUGCCUAGUGAAUCUCUUUCUCAUUUGGACUCCGAUGCUAUGUUCAAGAAAAGGAAGUCUGAAAAAUCACCAAUUACUAGAUGUUUUGGUAUUGAAACUAGGGAUCAAUUGGAUCAAGAGAUUGCAAUGAUGUUUUACACAGGAGGGUUGCCAUUUAAUCUUGCUAGGAAUCCACACUAUAUGAGGUCCUAUACUUUUGCUGCCACUCAUAAUAUAGCAGGUUACAAACCUCCUGGUUACAAUAAGCUUAGAACUACAUUACUUGUGCAAGAAAAAGCUAAUGUAGAGAACCUAAUGAUUCCACUAAAGUCAACUUGGAGAGAAAAAGGGGUGACAAUUGUGAUUGAUGGAUGGAGUGAUCCAACAAGAAAACCUCUCAUUAAUUUCAUGGCUACUUCUGGUAAUGGUCCAAUAUUUCUUAAAGUUGUGAAUUGUUUUGGUGAAAUAAAAGAUAAAUAUUUCAUUGCUAAUCUCAUGAAAGAAGUUAUUCAAGAAGUGGGUCACCAAAAUGUAGUGCAAGUCAUAACUGAUAAUGCAGCAAAUUGCAAAGGGGCUGGGAGCUAA